UUAUUAAAAUCUUUAUCAUGCUGAUGUUAACUUUUUACAAUUUAUUGUCUUUAUAUCAUCAUAAAUUCCACAACAGAGGGAAAAAAUCAAAGAUCACUGCAUCUCGCAGACUGGCUCUCAAGACCAAGCUGCUGAAACAGGCAACAGUGAUGUGGGAGAAGGAUAAAGAGGACAAGAAGAGAGAAAGAGAGGCGACUUUGAAUGAGAGACUUCCUCCCCUCCAGCUGUCUGGUUUGUCUCUGCAGGACCUGCAGGCCCUGUGCAAAGAACUGCAAACAAAGACUGAUUCUGUUGACGAAGAACGUUAUGACAUCAACUCCAAGGUGGUCAAAAAUGACAAAGAGAUUGAAAACCUGAAUCAGAAGGUCUUUGAGCUGAAGGGUAAGAUGAAGCGACCUGCUCUGAAGAGGGUGAAGAUCUCUGCCGACGCCAUGCUGGGAGCUCUGUUUGGUGCUAAGGUCAAAGAGUCUGUGGACUUCAAGGCCAACCUGAAGACUGUGAAGAAGGAGGAGGAGAAGAAAGAGGAGGUGACUGACUGGCGUAAAAACGUGGAGGCCAUGUCUGGUAUGGAGGGCAGAAAGAAGCUGUUUGAUGCCGGACAGUAGACUUGAUAUUUAU
Notolabrus celidotus (New Zealand spotty) is the source of this 618-nucleotide messenger RNA. RefSeq names its product troponin I, slow skeletal muscle-like. The coding region runs from base 18 to 605 and encodes 195 amino acids. NCBI's taxonomy places the organism in Eukaryota, Metazoa, Chordata, Actinopteri, Labriformes, Labridae. Gene Ontology annotation, biological process: muscle contraction. The record is from RefSeq and is a predicted model, not a curated record. The transcript is spliced from 6 exons. Gene Ontology annotation, cellular component: troponin complex.